GUUGGAUGCAUGAGACAAGUGCUCGGGCCUGGUGCACUGGGAAGACCCAGAGGGAUCGGGUGGAGAGGGAGGUGGGAGGGGGGCUCAGGAUGGGGAACACAUUCUGCUGCAAAUCCUGAGACUCCAAACUCAACCACCUCCAGAGAGGCCAGCACCCAGUCUUCUUCAGCUACCACCAGCCAAGGCUAUGUUUUACCAGAAGGCAAAAUCAUGCCAAACACUGUUUUUGUUGGUGGAAUUGAUGUUAGGAUGGAUGAAACAGAAAUUAGAAGUUUCUUUGCUAGAUAUGGUUCAGUAAAAGAAGUGAAGAUAAUCACGGAUCGAACUGGUGUGUCCAAAGGCUAUGGAUUUGUUUCAUUUUAUAAUGACGUGGAUGUGCAGAAGAUAGUAGAAUCACAGAUAAAUUUCCAUGGUAAAAAGCUGAAACUGGGCCCUGCAAUCAGGAAACAAAAUUUGUGUGCUUAUCAUAUGCAGCCACGUCCUUUGGUUUUUAAUCCUCCUCCUCCACCACAGUUUCAGAGUGUCUGGAGUAAUCCAAACACUGAAACUUACAUACAGCCUCCGACCAUGAUGAAUCCUAUAACUCAGUAUGUUCAGGCUUAUCCUCCUUAUCCAAGUUCACCAGUUCAGGUUAUCACUGGAUAUCAGCUGCCUGUUUAUAAUUAUCAGAUGCCACCGCAGUGGCCUGCUGGGGAGCAAAGGAGUUACGUUAUUCCUCCGGCUUAUACAACCAUUAACUACCACUGUAAUGAAGUUGAUACAGGAGCUGAAGUUUUGCCAAGUGAAUGCUCAGUUCAUGAAGCUACUCCAUCCUCUGGAAAUGGCCCACAAAAGAAAUCUGUGGACAGAAGCAUACAGACGGUGGUGUCUUGUCUGUUUAAUCCGGAGACUAGACUGAGAAACUCCCUUGUCACUCAGGACGACUACUUCAAGGAUAAAAGAGUUCAUCACUUUAGAAGAAGUCGGGCAGUACUUAAGUCUGUUUGA
Molecule: messenger RNA, 987 nt
Organism: Rangifer tarandus platyrhynchus (Svalbard reindeer)
Lineage: Eukaryota; Metazoa; Chordata; Mammalia; Artiodactyla; Cervidae
Source: the annotation of a GenBank genome assembly